CCCUCCCCGCGUUCGCUCCACCAAGCAUCCCACCAUAGUCAUUAACGGCCCGACCAGAAAAGCUAUAGAGCAGUCCUACAGACCUACCGUGGGAUUCUAACAAGAUGGCAAGUAGAAUCGCUCCAAGACGAACAUUCUCGUCGACCAACAUGCCAAAAGACGUUGUCUUUAGGCCUCACGAGGGCAAGUUUGGGAUUGUCACCGGCGGAUCAAGAGGUAUUGGAGCAGCGGUCGCUCGCAACUUGGCUGCCAAAGGGUGCUCGCUGCUUCUUGUUUAUACUUCCGACUCGUCCACCGAACCUACCAAAGCUCUCUGCGAGGACCUCAGCAACGAGUACGGCAUUGUCUGCAUUCCUGUCCAAGCCGACUUGUCAGAACCUACUCGGGCUGCUCCUCAUAUCGUCUCGACGGCCAAGAACAACUUCUCCCAUCCUCGGACCGGGGCAUUCCAGAUCGACAUCAUUAUCAACAACGCAGGCAUCGCCGGCAACAAAUUGUUGAACGAUCCGGAGCUGGGACCUAUUGAAGAGACGCAGUUCCAUAAACAAUAUAGUGUCAACGUGCUGGCCCCUCUCCUGCUCGUGCAAGCAUGUCAACCGUACCUGCCAAAGGACCGAUCCGGUCGGAUUGUGAACGUUUCGAGUGUGUCUGCAGCCAUUGGUUGUGAAUCACAAUCAAUAUACGCAGGCACCAAGGCAGCUGUUGAAGCAAUGACCCGGGUUUGGGCUCGCGAAUUGGCAGAGAAUUGUACCGUCAAUGCGAUCAAUCCAGGACCUGUCCAUGGAGACAUGUAUACCCAGGCAGGAGAGACGUUCUGGAAGAUCAAUCAGCAGUAUGUGGAUCAAGCUCCUCUGAUGAAUUACAAAGGCGGUGAUCCUGUGAUCCAAGCUCGCGCAGGUGGCGACCCGGAGGAAUAUGACAAGAUGGUACUGAAGGGUAUGGGUGGGAAGAGACCGGCAUUUACAGACGAGAUCGCUGGUGUGAUAGGAAUGCUUUGUGCAGAGGAGAGUGGAUGGACGACGGGCAGUGUUAUCUGUGCCAACGGUGGCAUGAAGAUGUCCAUAGCAUGAAUUCGCGUGCAGCCGAACAGGCGUGGGCUUGAUGAGAUGCGUAUCAAGUUGGUCAACGAAUACCAGUAGAAAGGUCAUGGAGUUGAACAAGCCGAAUAUAGAACGUAGAAUGUACAGAAUGUAGCAGCCGCGGUUUUGCCGGCCGCAUUUUCCACCAAA
Messenger RNA from Exophiala xenobiotica, 1229 nucleotides. RefSeq lists its product as uncharacterized. Gene Ontology annotation, molecular function: oxidoreductase activity, acting on the CH-OH group of donors, NAD or NADP as acceptor. Bases 105 to 1070 code for a protein of 321 amino acids. The record is from RefSeq and is a predicted model, not a curated record. The transcript has 2 exons. NCBI's taxonomy places the organism in Eukaryota, Fungi, Ascomycota, Eurotiomycetes, Chaetothyriales, Herpotrichiellaceae.